AGGGCAAUCAAGGCGCAUGCGCAACAUUUAGCCGACAAGAUGGCGACGAGUAAUGGUGGUGGAAUGGAAGUGGAUGGAGCAGCAAGUCCCAGCGUAAUGGCGUCUGGAGUAACGGGGAGUGUGUCUGUAGCACUUCAUCCUCUCGUCAUUCUUAACAUCUCGGACCACUGGAUCCGGCUCCGUUCCCAGGAGGGCCAUGCCACACAGGUGAUUGGAGCUCUGAUAGGGAAGCAGGAAGGCAGAAACAUUGAAGUAAUGAACUCAUUUGAGCUGCUGUCACACACCGUAGAUGAUCGAAUACAUAUUGAUAAAGAAUACUAUUACACCAAGGAAGAGCAGUUUAAACAGGUUUUCAAAGACAUGGAGUUCCUGGGCUGGUAUACAACUGGUGGAUCACCUGACCAAUCAGAUAUACACAUUCAUAAGCAGGUUUGUGAAAUCAUUGAGAGUCCACUCUUUCUAAAGCUGAAUCCCAUGACCAAACACACAGAUCUGCCAGUGAGUGUAUUUGAGUCAGUGAUUGACAUCAUUAAUGGAGAGGCAACCAUGCUUUUUGCGGAGUUGACCUACACUCUGGCAACAGAGGAGGCGGAGCGAAUUGGAGUUGAUCAUGUAGCGCGCAUGACUGCCACGGGCACAGGAGAGAACUCUACAGUGGCUGAACACCUCAUUGCGCAGCACAGUGCAAUAAAGAUGCUGCAUAGUCGGGUAAAGCUGAUCCUCGAGUAUGUGAAGGCGGUGGAAGCAGGUGAGGUUCCAUUUAGUCAUGAGAUUCUGCGUGAGGCUAAUGCACUGUGUCACCGCCUGCCUGUUCUUAGCACACUCAAGUUCAAAACCGAUUUCUAUGAUCAAUGCAACGAUGUCGGGCUGAUGGCAUAUCUUGGCACCAUCACUAAAACCUGUAACAGUAUGAACCAGUUCAUCAACAAGUUCAAUGUUCUCUACGACAGACAGGGAAUCGGACGCCGCAUGAGGGGGCUGUUUUUCUGAUAAACGCACAUGCACCAAAGAAUCAGCCUACUGGUUAGAAAACACUGAGAUUCAGAAAUCUAAACACAGACACUCUCUUAGAGACAUUUUCAGAGAUGUCAUGGUCAACUGUUCUGUUAAGACCGUUCCAACUGCCUGUCUGUGUUUAAUGAUGAACAGGUUUGAGUUUCAUAAAUGCAGCUUUCUGUUUACGUAAGCUAGUGACUCGAUGCUUUUUGUUAUUAUUUGAGGAUUCUGAAAAUAAAUGUGAUUUUGAAUUUA
Molecule: messenger RNA, 1251 nt
Organism: Electrophorus electricus (electric eel)
Lineage: Eukaryota; Metazoa; Chordata; Actinopteri; Gymnotiformes; Gymnotidae
Gene: cops6
Product: COP9 signalosome subunit 6
Biological process (GO): protein deneddylation
Cellular component (GO): COP9 signalosome
Molecular function (GO): protein binding; metallopeptidase activity
Source: RefSeq, a predicted model, not a curated record